This is a messenger RNA of Nannizzia gypsea CBS 118893, 1695 nucleotides long. Its product is annotated as far upstream element-binding protein 3. NCBI's taxonomy places the organism in Eukaryota, Fungi, Ascomycota, Eurotiomycetes, Onygenales, Arthrodermataceae. The transcript has 5 exons. Gene Ontology annotation, molecular function: mRNA binding. Bases 1 to 1695 code for a protein of 564 amino acids. The record is from RefSeq and is a predicted model, not a curated record. Gene Ontology annotation, cellular component: nucleus; cytoplasm. Gene Ontology annotation, biological process: regulation of gene expression.
AUGGGUGAUCAACAGAAUAUAUCACAGAUACUGGCAGCUCUAGCUGCCGUUCGGCCUGCUGGCGCCCAAUAUGCUUCUCCUACGGGAGCUACACCAUCAACUGCUCCUCCACCCUCUACAAAUGCCGGAGGGUACUCCUUACCUCAGCCAGAUAGCACCGGCAGCUUGAACAUCGGCGGCGCAGCAUCUAUCAACGCUGGCUCAGUUAGUAUAGCUGAUGCGAUUGCUAAGGCGCGAGGAAUCGCUGCGGAGAAGGGAAUCACAUAUAAGCCUACACCAGUACAAACUCGAGACACCGGUCGAUCGUCUCACCGACGUUCGCGGUCACCAUCAAGGACACCUCCGCGUAACUCCACCUCUCGGGAUGUGUUUAGAGACGGAUACAAUCCCUAUCGAGACGAACGUCGAGGUGCCGAUAGGCGCGGCGCUGGUGAUCGUGGAUAUGGGCGAGAGAGGUCAUCCUCUCCUAGACCGGACGCAUACUCGCCUCCAUCGAACAGGCAUUACAGAGCUGGCGGUGAUAGGUCUCCUCCGCCACGAAACCGAGGGCCUGGACCAGACGAGAACACCGAGACUAUCGAGAUAGACAAUAAAUAUGUUGGAUUGAUAAUCGGGCGUCAGGGAGAGAAUCUUCGACGGAUUGAGAACGAAACAGGUGCCCGUGUUCAGUUCCUUGACAGCGCAGAACAUAACAAGGCCAUUCGGCUCUGCAGAUUAACUGGGACCAAGUCAGUAAGAGACAAGGCCAGGGCAGAGAUAGACCGUGUCGUGAAUGAAAAUAACCAGUCUCGUAAUGAUGGUCGACCAUCUGAUCGGUCUGGUCAAGACGGUGGACGAUCUGGUGAAGGAGACGAAACCACGAAGAUUAUGGUUCCUGAUCGAACUGUUGGCCUCGUCAUUGGUCGCUCGGGUGAGACUGUCAGAGAUCUUGCUGAGCGGAGUGGGUGUCGCAUUAAUAUUGCUCGCGAUGGAGAAAGUAUCAACGGUCUACGGCCGGUUACCUUGACAGGAUCCCAACAAACGAUACAGCGCGCCAAAGAGCUGAUACUGGGUAUUGUGGAAAGUGAUACGAGAACAGGUGGGAACCAGGGACAACGGGAGCCAAGGGGGCAAGCCGCAGGUGGUGAGAACGGUGGAGGUGAUAAGCUGAAUGACAAGAUGUUUAUCCCGAAGGAAUAUGUUGGCAUGGUUAUUGGUAAAGGCGGAGAAACUAUAAGAGAACUACAGAGCUUAAGCGGCUGUAAAAUCAACAUAUUGCCACUUGUUGGUCGAGAGCCCGAGAGAGAGGUUACUUUCUAUGGCGUCCAGACCGCAAUUGAUGCUGCAAAGAAAGCCGUACUGGCCAAAGUCGAAAUUGCGAAAAACCGCUCGCAAGGGCCUAGACGUGACGAUUCUUAUAACCAACAGCCCCAGUACCAACAGCAGCAGCAGCAGCCAUAUUCUCAGGACUCCAGUUCGCAACAGCAGUCUCAACAGCAACAGCAACAGCAGGCGAUGCAACCCGGUGCGAGUGACGGAACAGACCCGUACGCCAUGUAUGGUGGUUAUGAGAACUACAUGGCCAUGUGGUAUGCUGCUUUGGCUCAGCAGCAGCAACAGCAACAGCAGCAACAACAACAGUACCCGCAAUACCAAGGCGGAGGAGCGCCGCCUCAAUCCGGCUCAGACCAGCAGGGACCCCCCGGGGUAUCUUAA